Anopheles coustani is the source of this 2561-nucleotide messenger RNA. Its product is annotated as V-type proton ATPase 116 kDa subunit a 1-like. Gene Ontology annotation, cellular component: vacuolar proton-transporting V-type ATPase complex; plasma membrane; vacuolar proton-transporting V-type ATPase, V0 domain. Gene Ontology annotation, biological process: proton transmembrane transport; vacuolar acidification. The transcript is spliced from 7 exons. Gene Ontology annotation, molecular function: ATPase binding; proton-transporting ATPase activity, rotational mechanism. The record is from RefSeq and is a predicted model, not a curated record. The coding region runs from base 1 to 2475 and encodes 824 amino acids. Lineage: Eukaryota; Metazoa; Arthropoda; Insecta; Diptera; Culicidae.
AUGGGUGCGAUGUUUCGCAGUGAGGAGAUGAGCAUGGUGCAGCUGCUCAUCCAACCAGAAGCUGCCUACCAAUCGGUGGCCGAGCUGGGCGAGCUAGGCGUCGCGCAGUUCCGUGACCUGAACGCGGACAUUAACAUGUUCCAGCGGAAGUACACCAGCGAGAUUCGACGUUGCGAGGAGAUGGAGCGCAAGAUCGGCUACAUCCGGCGCGAGAUCGCAAAGGACGGUUCGGUCCCGAUUCCCGAUAUGCCGGAGGAGAUCCCGAGGACGCCAAACUCACGCGAAAUCAUCGACCUCGAGGCGCAGCUCGAGAAGACCGAGAAUGAAAUCGUGGAGCUUUCGGAGAACAACCAUGCACUGUUGCAAAACUUCAUGGAACUGACCGAGCUGAAGAAUGUGCUGGAGAAAACUCAAGUACGCAUCACUUAUCCCCUAAUGUCUAAUCCUCGUGAGUCGGUAGUUUUCUUCUCGGAUAAGUCGAACGUGCAGAACCUCGAGGCGACUGGUGGUGAAGCUGCCAACGAGGGCAAACCACUCGGUUUUGUAGCCGGAGUGAUUUCCCGCGAGCGUGUCAUCGGCUUCGAGCGUAUGCUGUGGCGCGUGUCACGUGGUAACAUUUUCCUGCGCCAGGCAACCCUGGAGGAGACGCUGGUUGAUCCCAAAACGGGCGAUUCCGUCCACAAGCUGGUGUUUGUUGCCUUCUUCCAGGGUGAACAGCUGAAGUCACGCGUUAAGAAAGUGUGCACGGGAUACCAUGCCUCGCUGUACCCGUGUCCGAACGAGUCGAACGAACGGGAGGAGAUGCUCCGUGGUGUCCGUACGCGCAUCGAAGACUUGAAGAUGGUGCUCGGCCAGACGUCGGAUCAGCGUCAGCGUGUUCUGCUGAACGUCGCGAAGGAGGUGCCCACCUGGGAAAUUAUCGUGAAGAAGGUGAAGGCCAUCUAUCACACGCUGAACAUGUUCAAUGUGGACGUGUCGAAGAAGUGUCUCUUCGGUGAAGCCUGGGUACCGACGACCAGUCUGCAGGAUGUGAAGACUGCACUCGUCAACGGUUCGGCGGCUGUCGGCAGUGCCGUUCCAUCGUUCCUGAACAUCAUCGAAACCAAUGAAGUGCCCCCGACGUAUAACAAGACGAACAAAUUUACGCGCGGCUUCCAGAACCUGAUCGAGGCGUACGGUAUUGCGUCGUACCGUGAGGCUAAUCCUGCACUGUACACGAUCAUCACGUUCCCGUUCCUGUUUGCCAUCAUGUUUGGCGAUCUUGGUCACGGAUUUAUUCUACUUAUCCUCGGUCUCUGGAUGGUGCUUUGGGAGAAGACCCUUGACAAGAACAAGGAAGAAAUCUGGCAACUGUUUUUCGGUGGUCGUUACAUCAUCCUGCUGAUGGGAUGCUUCUCCAUUUACACCGGGUUUGUCUACAACGAUGUGUUCUCCAAAACGAUGAACAUCUUCGGAUCGGGUUGGAGCAUUAACUACAACACGUCUACCAUUAUGGAGAACAAGGAAUUGCAGUUAAACCCAUCCGAGGACUACUCGGAGACAGUUUACUGGUAUGGACUGGAUCCGCUGUGGAUGUUGGCCACGAACAAGAUUAUUUUCCUCAACUCCUUCAAGAUGAAGCUGUCGAUCAUCUUCGGUGUGGUGCACAUGAUCUUCGGUGUGUGCAUGAGUCUGGUCAACCAUAAUCACUUCCGCCGCCGUGAGAACAUUCUACUGGAGUUUAUUCCGCAAAUGUUGUUCCUGGUGCUGCUGUUCGCCUACAUGUGCUUCAUGAUGUUCUUCAAGUGGAUCAAUUACACGGCUGUCACUGAGGAAGACCACCUGAAACCAGGUUGCGCCCCCUCCGUACUGAUCAUGUUUAUCAACAUGAUGCUGUUCAAGAGUCAGGAACCUCUGGAAACCUGUAAGGAGUUCAUGUUCGAGGGACAGGAUACGCUGCAGGUGAUCUUCAUCGUCCUGGGACUCAUCUGUAUCCCGUGGCUGCUGCUAGCCAAACCCUUCUUCAUCAUGUACAAACGUAAAGGAAAGGCUGGUGACCACGUAGCCGAACCUGCGCCCCAGUCCUCCCACGGUGGCCACGGGCACGACGAUGAGCCCAUGAGUGAGAUCUUCAUCUACCAAGCGAUCCACACGAUCGAGUACAUUCUGAGUACGAUCUCGCACACCGCGUCGUACCUACGUUUGUGGGCUCUGUCGUUGGCUCAUGCCCAACUGUCCGAGGUGUUGUACACGAUGGUUUUCCACAUCGGUCUGCAAAACGACUCAUACGUCGGUGCCAUCAUGAUCUGGUUGGUGUUCUGGCCCUGGUCCGUGCUCACCAUCGGCAUCCUGGUCGGCAUGGAAGGGUUGUCCGCUUUCUUGCACACCCUCCGUUUGCACUGGGUCGAGUUCAUGAGCAAGUUCUACGAAGGUUUGGGACAUGGCUUCAAGCCGUUCUCCUUCAAGGCCAUUCUUGAAGAGGAAGAGGAAGCUUAGGAUCAGCUAUCAAACGUACGCGUACAUGCGAAAAAAAAACCCAUUCAAUGUAGAUGAUACCCAAUCGAAGAAUAAACAUUGGAAUA